AUGAUGACCCCCAAGGAGGAAACUCACCUUGAGGACGUCCUGCCGAAGGGCGCACAGGGGGGAGAUGUAGAGAAUGUACUGAAGGAAUUCUUCGCGACGCACAUUCCGCUUAGCGUCCAAAUGGCGAAACUGCAAAAGGGGGGGAGUAACGAAGGGGCCCUAAAAAUGAUGAGAAAUAAUAUGAACAAACUGAUAGAGGAAUGCUUCUUUGUAUUGCACAGCAUUAUCAGCUGUACACUGAGAGGCGCUUUAAAGAUCGAGACGAUUGAAGAGGCACAGAGGUACCAGUUGAUCUACGUGUGGUUCAUUCCUCUUUGUGAAGUGGGGAGGAGAAAAGGGGCAACCACUUACUGUGAAGGUGCAACUGGGGAAGGGGUAGAUGGAGAGGGGGGGAAAGACCUAUGCCAAGCUACCUCCACUACCCCCCACUACACCUCCGAUUUUCUUCCAAAUGGGAAGGACUCAGGGGGAAGGAUGACUACCCAUGUGGAAAGGCUCUUCCCAUUCGGAGGGGUCUACCUCAGUGAGUGGAUCAUAACGGGGGUUAACAAAGCGUUCAGCGUGAUGAUGAGCGGUGGUGGUGAUAGCGGCGUUAGUGGUGGCGCUCCCCAGGUGGCCCUCGAAAAUUGGUCAUUCGUCCUGGACUUGAUCAAAUUUGUCUAUUCCGAGGGGGAUAUCUUAUCAAAGUACCUACGCGGAGGGGUGCCGCGCCAAGCGGAGAAUGCGCAACCCCCCCAGAGUGCUUCCCACGUGGAAAAGCACAACAGCAACGUAAAGGAAGUUAAGCAGCGGGAAAACCACAUGGAGACAGCAUUGGGAAAGUACCAUGAAGAUACUCACAACAUUAUUAAGGCAUAUUUUACCCUCCCAUUUGUCCUCUUUAAGUGUAUAACCAAUGUAGGGGGGAAAAAAGGAGACGACGAAAAGAGAAAGCUGUACAUUUAUCGGCACAUCAUUCCAGGGGAGUUGAACGACGAGGGGUUUUCCAUGCAUGCUGUGAAGACUUGUGUCUUUUAUUGGUUGCAUGGAGACGAGGGUACAGUGAACUACGAAAAGAUGGCCCUGUUGACGAAGCGGCUGGUGAGCUGCCAUUUGGUGAAUCCCUUUUGUCAGACACUGCUUGGGGGGAUUUUGCGGGGAGGGGGAAGCGGCAAAGUUGAAGAGGCGGAGGAGGCGGUCAUGGCCUGCAUGGCGGCCGACUUGCGGGAAAGCCCAAAUGACUCAUUGAAGUUAACCCGGAUGAACGCCCCCCUGCAGAAGCUCUUCUACUACGUGCACCUGUACUGCCACGGGGAACACGGCGGAGAGAAACUGCUCACCAGCUUAAUCGAGAGCAUGAGUCCCUUUGUUAAGGUCGUUCAAAAUGAAGAGGAGCUCUCCCUAUGUCUGUUUAACCGAAAGGUAAAGCACCUCCUGUGUGUACUUAUCAACCUUAUCUUUUUGUACAAAUGGGAUUUCUACAUUUUGGAAAAAUUCUUCAGCAUCUUUUCCCGUAGCUGCUUACCCCUCAGUUUGUCCCUCUCCUUCAUUGAGCUCAUAGCCGAUUUGGUGGGGCCCAAUUGGACAGCCUCCAACUCUCUAUUCAAGAGCUUCACACGGGAGAAAAAAGUGAUUCACUCCAGUGAGGUGAUUCUGGGGAGAAGAAGUUACCGCUCCGUUGUUAGGCAAGUGAAGGGGGAGGAAAAUCAAAGCAGAAAUAGCUGUACUAUAGAUUACCCAUCGGAUGAACAGAGCAGGGUAGGAAUAAUGGCGUUCGAUUUUUUACAAGAAAUGUUCUUCUUCGUCAUGGGACAGUUCUCCCCAGAUUCUCAACAGAAGGACGCUUCCAUUUUUGUGCCCAUCAUUUUGAGCAAAUUACUCUACACAUUUAGCACGCACAUGAAAUUUGUGAAUAAAAAACUUGUCGAGAGUUUGUACCACUUUGAGGGACUUUCCAAGGUGGAGUUACACACGUACAAAGUGAAUACCCAGCAGAGUGCAAAAGUAUUUGAAAGGGUCACGACCAUGGUGCGUGAGUUGUUUAAGCAAAAGGAUGAAGUGUCCUUGGUCGCUGGGCAAAUACUGGCUGAGCAUUUCAGGCUCUACGUUGAUGGGUUAUCUUACAAGGGGGGAAAAAAGGACGUGCGAACUGCUGCAAAUAUGGGCAGUUGUGAAGACCCCAGGGAGGGGGGGAGUCUCUUCCCCAAUUUGCACCAACCAGCAGAGCGCUUCCCGGAGGAACUCAGGUGCUUCAAGGUUAUUAAGCAGAGGGGGUUCGUCUACUUGGAGGACCUCAUCCUGGGGGGUGAAGCGGCGGGUGAAGCGGCGAGUGAAGAGGAGAGUGACGAAUGUGGUGAAGAGGCGGGCGAAGAAGAGAGUGACGAAGUGGGUGAAGAGGCGGGUGACGAAUCGGAUGAAGACGCGAAUGACAAAGCGGGAGAUGCCACCCUGGUGGCCACCCUGCGGGAAGCACCCCCUGGCGCGGGGAAGAGAAAAGGCGAAGACGACAUGCUGAUGCAAAACGCAGAUUCGUUGAUCGACAACGACCUGUACGACGUGGAAGAGAAGCAAUUCCUAGUUGAGUUAGAAUUGCAAAAUGAAUUUUACCUUAACGUGGAUAGGAACAAGCACAUGUAUACAGACCCUCCGGAAGAUCUGUUCGAAUGCCUCCACAGAAUGAAAAGCAAAGCAAAUUACAUCGAAAGAAAUGAGCCAGAUGUAAACUACGACCAUUUGAAAUUGAAUGACAAGAAGGAGACAUAUGAUGAAGAAAAUUUCCGCAUAAGUCAGGCAGUGGUCUCCUUACCCAGAUUGAUUAAAAGGGGAGAUGUGUUAACCUAUUUGUGUGUAGAAUUAUAUGAAGCGGUACUUUCGCUAAACCAUUCGAGCUGUCUGCUGCGAGAAGGGAAGAGCCCCUUCGCUACGAUCAAACUGUUCGACAUGAUCCUUCUUACCAUCAAUGCACCAAUUGAGAUUUGCAAAUAUGUUUUUAAAAAUGUCUUCUCGAAUAUGCACUCGAUUGUGCAGAAGAUGGUGAUGCUCUUGUGUCUGCAGUUCUGCGUGCUGUUUCUUUCGGGUCGCGCUACUCUGCGCGAGGUGUUUCAGAGCGCGAGAGAGGUUUUGGCGCAGAUGGGGCUGCGCGGGGAAGGGGCGAGUGAAGAGGCUACCCGCCGCGUGGACCGCCAAACCGACUUAGGAAGCAUCUCGGAUAGAUUUUACCAUCUGGUUGAAAGUUUCCCAAGCAGGAGUUCUCCAAGUGGUGAUGGCGCUAACUAUGACGAGGGCGCUUUCCAUGCCGCGUCCGAAGGGAGGUCGCUCCCCCUGCCGCCUGAUUCGCAGAGUAAACGGAAAUCGGACGGCGCACAGGAGGGGGGGCAACAGGUCCUCGCCGCUAGCUGCGAUAGCGGCGAUAGAGGUACUAAUGGAGAGGAGGAGGAACCACUCCGAAGGGGAAGCACAGGAUGGUGGUGCAAGCCAAAUAGGGACAGACACGAGAGAAGCAACAUUUGUGAAAUGCGAGAAAAAGGAAGUAAUUCCGCUCUGCGUAAAAAGAAGGAAGCCUCCAAGGUGAGCCUCCAAAAUAGGGGGAAAAAAACCAAAUCGAUGACCACCCUUUGCAGCUUCUUCUUCGCUAGUGCGUAUACAAAACUGCUGGACGUAAACAUAAAAAGGGAAGAGAUCAGCAUAGAGUAUGACGAAUAUGACGAAUACAAGUUGAGAAAAUAUUAUUCAAAUGAUGCAUCCUUAGUCCUAUUUUUAAUCUCAACGUACACGGUAUUUUUUACGAGCUCGUGCAAUUGCAACUUCUCUGUAGACGACAUUUUGGCUGAUGGAUUUACCUUAACAAAUUUUUACAUUCGAAAUAAAAAUCCCCUCGUUCGAAGAGUAUGUUUUAAGUUACUAUUUCAUAUGGUAAAUUUUAUUUUAAAAAAAAAAAAGUUUUAUUUGUUGGAGCAUGCAACUUACAUGGACGUGAUUAGUUAUAUGUUGAAAAAUGUCCGCUUCGAUCAGGACGACCCCUCCGUACACCUCAUGCAGUGCAUCUUGCGUGUGCACGAAGCGGUAAAGGGGGUACUCAACGGAGGCGAAAGGGGGAAUAACUGA
This is a messenger RNA of Plasmodium vivax (malaria parasite P. vivax), 4083 nucleotides long. RefSeq lists its product as hypothetical. The transcript has a single exon. The record is from RefSeq and is a predicted model, not a curated record. NCBI's taxonomy places the organism in Eukaryota, Apicomplexa, Aconoidasida, Haemosporida, Plasmodiidae. Bases 1 to 4083 code for a protein of 1360 amino acids.